This is a messenger RNA of Impatiens glandulifera, 1061 nucleotides long. RefSeq names its product gibberellin 2-beta-dioxygenase 2-like. Gene Ontology annotation, biological process: response to light stimulus; gibberellin catabolic process. The coding region runs from base 1 to 963 and encodes 320 amino acids. The record is from RefSeq and is a predicted model, not a curated record. The transcript has 3 exons. Lineage: Eukaryota; Viridiplantae; Streptophyta; Magnoliopsida; Ericales; Balsaminaceae.
AUGGUGGUUUCUAAUUCAACCCACAUACCCGAAAAGAUCCGACAAAUCGAACUCCCGACCGUCGACCUAUCAUUGUCGAGAUCCAAGGUUUCGGAGUUGAUUAUAAAAGCUUGUGAGGAGUUUGGAUUCUUUAAGGUUGUUAAUCAUGGGGUACCAAAUGAAAUCAUUGAGAGAAUGGAAAUGGAAAGUUAUGAGUUUUUUAAUAAACCGGUGCCGGAAAAACAGUUGGCCGGAGCAGCCGAUCCUUUUGGUUAUGGAAGUAAGAAGAUUGGAUUUAACGGCGACGUUGGAGAAGUGGAGUAUCUUCUUUUAAGCACGAACCCACUUUCUUUUUCAAAUAACCCAGAUCAAUUCAGGUGUGCAGUGAGGGGUUACAUAGAAGCGGUUAGAAAGGUGGCAUGUGAGAUUUUGGAGAUGAUGGCAGAGGGUUUGUGGGUAUCAGACACGUCAGUAUUUAGUAGGUUAAUCAGGACCGUUGAUAGUGACUCACUUCUAAGGAUCAAUCACUACCCUCCUCUAGUUCUCGACACGUCAGCAUCUCCUCCGCCAUGUCAUCACCACCGUGUCGGCUUUGGAGAACAUACUGACCCUCAGAUCAUUACACUUCUCCGGUCAAAUGACGUGUCCGGUCUACAAAUUUCGCCGGAGAAAGGGGUUUGGAUUCCAGUUCCUCCUGAUCCCAAUUCCUUCUUUGUUAAUGUUGGUGACGUGUUACAGGCGUUGACAAAUGGAAGGUUUGUGAGCGUGAGACAUAGAGCAAUGGUUAGCUCGGAAAAGGCAAGGAUAUCGAUAGGUUAUUUCGGGGGACCUCCAUUGAAUGCGAUAAUUUCGUGCCCAAAAGAAUUAGAGGGCGACAACAAAAAUCGUAAGAGCAUAUACAGGGAGUUCAGUUGGUCUGAGUAUAAGGAAGCGGCUUACUCACUCAAGUUGGGAGAAAGUCGUCUUAAUCUCUUCCUCAACUAAGGGUCGAAACAAACGAGACUUUAACCGGAUUACUAAUCUUUCUUCUUAAUACAACUACUAAAGAUAUCAUAAUAAGGUUGUUUGUUUGCUUUGUUGGU